Sodiomyces alkalinus F11 is the source of this 1696-nucleotide messenger RNA. RefSeq lists its product as hypothetical. The record is from RefSeq and is a predicted model, not a curated record. Gene Ontology annotation, cellular component: nucleus. Gene Ontology annotation, biological process: positive regulation of mating-type specific transcription, DNA-templated. The transcript has 3 exons. NCBI's taxonomy places the organism in Eukaryota, Fungi, Ascomycota, Sordariomycetes, Glomerellales, Plectosphaerellaceae. Gene Ontology annotation, molecular function: DNA binding, bending. The coding region runs from base 392 to 1696 and encodes 434 amino acids.
UGUAUGUACCUACCUCUAUCUGGAAAGUGUUUUGUUUUAGGUAGGUACACCAAUACGUAUUUCUUUCUCCCUCCGGUAUUAGACGAGAAAUGGAAACUACUACCUUCUGGAGGGUGCCUUCCUAAGCUGCGUGUCUGCCGGCAGUGCCGCCUUCCUCAUCAACCCCUUACCGGCCAUAUGGGUAUCUAUGGGCGUUUCUCCCGUCACCUCAGCCUAGGACUACUAACCUACGCCCUGCAACAUCCCUUUCCGAGCCCCCCAUCUUCUUUCUUUUUUCUUCAACAACCAAAGAGCGCAACCCACGAUUAUCCUACUCUGCAUUGUGUUGUGUCUGCAUCAUCAAGAUUUUUUCUCUUAUUCACUGCCCAUUAGUCGACAAGAUUUCUGCGCCAUGACAGACACCUCUCCCGUCAACCUGGACGACAAGUCUGAUCUUCUCGCCUUCUUGGCCACUCUGCCCCGUCAAGUUCUUCGCCGUGCUCUUGCCGCCGAUGAACGGCAACAUAUCAAUGUCUCCGCUGGGAUGCAACAAAUCUCAGCUCUUGGCCAGGACUUCAUCAUGGACACUACCAACUACACGUUGCCCAUCUUCACUCAGACACUUCCGAAUCUCGGUCAUCUUACGGCCGAACAAGAUCAAAAUAUUAUCGCUGCAGCACCGGAGGUUCAACCAGAGGCAACCAAGACCAGAAGUCUUCGCCCGCUAAAUGCUUUCAUGGCCUUCAGAUCCUGGUAUUCGCGAAUUUGCCCGGAUGCUCCACAGAAGGAUAUUUCUUCUCUCAUUACCAAAUUGUGGGAGAAAGAUGGCUUCCGCAACUCAUGGUCUCUCGUUGCGAAGAUGUACUCCAGCAUUCGCGACAUUGUCGGGAAAGACAAUGUCAGCCUGAAGGAAUUCUUGGCCGUCGCCUGUCCUAUCAUGCAUCUUGUUUCCCCCGCCGAUUACCUCGAUACUUAUCAUUGGGAAAUCCGGGUGGAUCAAGAUGGCAUGCGAGAACUUUGCCAGAAUGAAGACACGGCGAAACAAAUUAUCGCCGUCCGACUUCAGAAGGCUGUUCCCGCUACAGAGAUCGAUCUUCUUCACGAGGUUCUCAAGACUGGUUUUAUGCCAAAUCACGCCCAAGUACUCAUCCAGCAGAUGACUGUAAAUUUCAUGGGAGUUAUGAUAACCACUGGCGGUAACAAGAUCGAGCGUUUUGCAAAUGUUCUUCUUGAUAACCCGAACGCGACCGCGGCGAAAGUCUUUGGGGGUCUUCAUCAUGUUUCGUCUGUCAACAUCACACAGGUCGAUAACUUUGAGAACGUUGAGGAAGGCCGCGUUCUCGCAACAAAUUCGUCUACCUUUCAGGAGGGAGGGUUCAAUUUCGACAACAGUCCAUCUGAAACCUUGUCUCCAAAUGAUGGAAAUCGCAGCCAGCUUACCGACCCUGUCCAGUCGCCCUUGGUAGAGAAUGAUGGCACUCUCGCGGAUACGGAUCUGUUUUCUGCCUAUGAGAUGGCAGCCUUCCAGCAACUUGACAAUGCUGCUAUAGAAUCUUCUUUUGAGGGUCUCCAGGGCUAUGAUCCGGAAGAUGUUUUCGGCUUUAAUUCGUCACUCAACCAGCCAACUUUUGGUGACGUCGACUGGCGGAGAAUUUGCAAGUGGCACUACCGCUUUCCCGCAUUUCUUCUAAGUGGUUCCAUGGUGCAAAAAGGUUGA